This is a messenger RNA of Mesocestoides corti, 1308 nucleotides long. The record is from the annotation of a GenBank genome assembly. Lineage: Eukaryota; Metazoa; Platyhelminthes; Cestoda; Cyclophyllidea; Mesocestoididae.
AUGCGCCUUUUUUCUCUCCAGCACAUUGGUAAAAUCAUUCAGCGUGAUUUUUUCCCCGAUUUGGCCGAACUCAAGGGGGAAGCUCCUGCUGGUGAAACAAUCGACGGUUCUCAAACACCCUCUGGUCCUCCGACUCAAAAUCCCCCACGUGAUCCAACUUCGGUUAGAUUGGACAAGUAUCUUGCUAACAACACAACCGAAGACAAUGCUUCCUUUAUUGAGAUUAUUGAAGAAUCGGAACGAAAACGAGAGGCUAAAUUGGCUGACUUUUUUCCUUCAAGGUCACCUCCUGUUUCUCACUUAGCCAUUGCCGGGAACACUUCAAGCGCCACGCUGGCUAUUGGAGAUGCUGGUCAAAGCUCUGAUUCUUCUGAAACGCAACUGUCUGUCGUCUCUAAAACCACCCCUAGCGGAGAACCCGUAAGACGAGGACCCGCGCCCAGCGUUGAAAGUAUCACCAGCCACAACGCGGUUCACUUCAUUCCUGACGGUGCUCCACUUACGGCGGAAGAACUUACCGAACACUUCAACCGCGAAAGGAAAAUUUGCCCCUCAAACAGUCGGUUCAAGCGGCCCAUGGCUCCCGUUCUGGAUAAACGGAAGAUAAUCGCCAUGGGCGGCGCUCUUAAAGCUGGAAGAUUUGGUAUUGACGGUAAAGAGGUUGCGGGCGUUGAAACUCCACUAGCGACUCCACACGCCGGUAGUUACAAAUUCAUGGACGCCUCGCCGUCACCAUCUCUGUCAGCCUUCGGUGGUUCAAGCACACCCCUGAUGACCUGGGGUGAGAUCGACUCAACACCCUAUCGAUUAGAUGAGGCCACUGGUCGCACACCCGUCGUCUCAUCGGGUUCCUCGUCAAUCGCCACUUUCCGUCUUCCGUCACCGUCGAAGCGCGAGGCACUGGCUCACGAACUGGCCGACAAGGCUGGCAGGCAACGCGCAAAGGGUCGUGCUGAGGCAAUGAAAUUGGCCAAACACGGCUUGUUGAGCCCUCAUAUCUCCAAGCUGGCGCUAUCGCCCGCUGCUCGACGCCUCCUCUCAACCAGUGGAAGGCUAUCCUUUGGUUCCCGACCCAACUCCGGCCUUCGAUCACCAGGGCUGGGGUCUAGUGUAACUCCACGCCGCCUGCCCUCCGACCUGGGAGUCAUUCGUCGACCAUCCACCGCAACCACUAAUCAGGCGCCACCAACACCUCGAGGUGGCCGCGAGACGGACGUACCACGAGCAGACUCGGGUGCCCUGACAAAUGACCUCCUCAACCUCUCGGCUUCGAAAAACUUGGUGUCCCCACCUACUAAACAUGCUUAG